Messenger RNA from Zingiber officinale, 1628 nucleotides. Its product is annotated as aluminum-activated malate transporter 9-like. Gene Ontology annotation, biological process: malate transport. The transcript has 6 exons. Bases 1 to 1539 code for a protein of 512 amino acids. The record is from RefSeq and is a predicted model, not a curated record. Gene Ontology annotation, cellular component: plant-type vacuole membrane. Lineage: Eukaryota; Viridiplantae; Streptophyta; Magnoliopsida; Zingiberales; Zingiberaceae.
AUGGACGGCGGGAAGAAGGGGAGUGUGGAAAUCGACAUCAGUCCGCCGCCUCCCGUGAAGAACACCGGCGGAGGCAGUAGUACUUCUAGUAAUACUUCACCAAGCCAAUGGAUUUGGGACGUGCUGGAAUUUGCCAUGGAGGACACCAACAGGGUGACCUUCUCCCUCAAAGUAGGCUUCGCUUGCCUCCUCGUGUCACUGCUCAUACUGAUCAGGCAUCCCUACGAGUUCUUUGGUACCAACAUUGUUUGGGCCUUAAUCACUGUGGCCAUCAUGUUUGAGUACACCGUUGGUGCUACAUUUAACAGAGGAUUCAACAGAGCUCUGGGGAGUUUGUUUGCCGGAAUCUUUGCAGUGGUGUCCAUGCAUAUCGCCGCGUCGAGCGGCAGCAUAUUGGCACCUUAUAUCAUUGCUUUUAGUAUCUUUCUUGUCGGAGCCAUCACAUCCUUCAUGAAGCUGUGGCCAUCCUUGGUUCCUUACGAGUAUGGCUUUAGGGUCAUCCUACUCACAUAUUGUUUGAUCGUCGCCAACGGGUAUAAUCGAGUGGGAGAUGCGAUGAGGACCUCCGUCGAUCGGCUGUACUCGGUCGCGAUCGGCGGCGUCGUCACCGUCCUCGUGAACGUUCUCCUUUUUCCAAUAUGGGCCGGCGAGCAGCUGCACAAAGAGCUCAUCGAGCACUUCGACUUGGUGGCCGACUCCCUUCAAGAAUGCGUGAAGAAGUACCUGAACGACGACGGAACCGAGCGGCCGGAAUUCUUAAAGACGGUGAUGGACGACUUCCACGACGAGCCAGCUUAUCGCAAGUGUCGAGCUAUUUUGAAAUCAUCGUCGGCGCUAGAUUCCUUGGCCAGUUCUGCUAAAUGGGAGCCACCGCACGGUAGAUUCCGGCAUUUCUUCUAUCCGUGGGCAGAGUACGUAAGUGUCGGCUCUGUUUUACGUCACUGCGCCUAUGAAGUCAUGGCGAUGCAUGGAUGUUUGCAUUCAGAAAUACAAGCUCCUUAUAGUCUACGGUGUGCAUUCCGAGCUGACAUCCUCGACACAGCCACACGAGCAGCCGAGCUCCUCCGUAGCUUAAGCGAAGACAUCUACAACAUGAAGCGUUGCCCUCACCCCACGCUUCUCAAUCACGUCCAUAAUUCCACUGAGCGCCUGCAGCGCUCCAUUGACCUCCACUCCUACCUCCUCACUUCCUCUCAGCUCUCCUUAGACAGGGAGGAGGAAGACGGAGAUAACGACGACGACGACGGCCAUCUAAUUGAAGUCGUGGCGAUAAAUGUUGGUGCUUUCAAGGAGACGACGGUGACAAAGCAGCACAGGCGGCGACUCCGGUCGUGGCCGUCUGUCGAGGCGGCUGAGCUUGAAGAUGGAGCCAUCGGCUUGAUGCAGAGACGCUCGUUCGAGCGCAGUACUGCUGCUCUGUCCCUCGCUACGUUUACAUCGUUGCUCGUAGAGUUCGUGGCGCGGCUUGAUCACUUGGUGGAAGCGGUUGAUAAGCUUGGAAGGUUGGCCAAGUUCAAGCAUGAGAUCGUGUCAUCGUGAGCUAGAGCAUUAUGUUGGUCUUCACUUUUAUAUAUAUUUUUUUUAAAAAAAAAAUAUUAUACACUUAAAGGAGGAAUAAAUCCUUCAGU